Messenger RNA from Aspergillus oryzae RIB40, 3516 nucleotides. RefSeq lists its product as uncharacterized. Gene Ontology annotation, molecular function: ATP hydrolysis activity; ADP binding; protein binding. The coding region runs from base 1 to 3516 and encodes 1171 amino acids. The transcript has a single exon. Gene Ontology annotation, biological process: nucleoside metabolic process. The record is from RefSeq and is a predicted model, not a curated record. NCBI's taxonomy places the organism in Eukaryota, Fungi, Ascomycota, Eurotiomycetes, Eurotiales, Aspergillaceae.
AUGACUGCUGCGAAGGCUAUGCUGGAUACGUUACACCACUUAUUACCCCAGGCAGAAAACGAUUAUAAUAGUUAUACUCUCGGGAGUAUUCAUGGUCAUAAUAUUGUGGUGGCCUGUUUACCGUCCGGUGUAUAUGGAACAAUAGCCGCCUCGACGGUAAUAUCUCAGCUGUGUUCCACUUUCCCAAAAAUCCAGUUUGGGCUGAUGGUUGGAAUCGGAGGGGGAGUUCCUAGUACUGGGGCUGAUAUUCGCCUUGGCGAUGUUGUAGUGAGCAAGCCAACGCCUACCUCCUGUGGUGUUAUACAGUAUGAUUACGGCAAAUUCACGCACAAUGGACGGUUCCAGCGCACAGGCUCUCUGAACAAACCUCCCCGAGUUCUGUUAACCGCCAUCUCUCAGAUGCAGAGCGAUAAUAUGAUGGGAAACCGACCGGUUCACGGCAUAAUAUCACGUGCCUUGCUCAAGAACCAAGCAAUGCAGGAACAGUUCUCUCGACCACAAGAAGAUCUAUUGUUUCAUGCCCAGUAUAACCACCAGCCCGGCGCCCUAGACUGUUCCAAUUGUGAUCGUGGCAAGGUAUUAGCUCGUGCUCUGAGACCGAUCGAUGACCCAUACAUCCAUUACGGUUUAAUCGCUUCGGGGGAUCAGGUUAUAAAGGAUGCUACUACCCGCGAUACCAUUGCGCAAGAGAGUGGCAUGGGUGUUCUCUGCUUUGAAAUGGAGGCGGCCGGUCUAAUGGACCAACUACCUUCUCUUGUGAUUCGCGGUAUCUGCGAUUACUGUGAUUCACAUAAAAACAAAAGUUGGCAAGGAUAUGCCGCCAUUGUGGCCGCUGCAUAUGCCAAGGUUCUCUUAUCUGUGGUUCCAGUCCACCGCCACCAUCAUCAUAAGCUGGAAUUACAUAAAAUGAAAGAAAAAGCCUGGAUGGUCCCAUUCAGAAAGAAUACACGUUUCAUAGGCCGCGAGUCCGAAAUUGCAGAACUUGAGGGACGGAUAGAGAAUACGAAAGGACCGUCCAAGAUUGCGAUUUGUGGGCUAGGCGGAGUUGGAAAGACCCAAAUUGCACUUGAGCUGGCCUACCGUUUACAAAGCAGGAACUCAGACUACUCAGUCUUCUGGAUUCCAUGUACGAGCCACGAAAGUGUGGAACAAGCAUACAUGACUCUGGCACAGAUAGUAGGCAUUCACAAUGUACAGCCUGCAGAGGCGAAAAACAGCGUGAAGGCCUUUCUUAGUCAGAGUACGGGGCGGUGGCUUUUAAUCUUCGAUAAUGCGGACGAUAUAGAUAUGUGGAUCCAAAGCUGCGCCGGUAACCCCAACCCAGUUCUGGUCGAUUUUCUGCCUCAGAGUGAUCAAGGCCACAUUCUAUUCACGACUCGGAAUCGAAAGCUAGCUGUAAAGCUGGCAUCGUCUGAUGUAAUAGAUAUUUCCGAGCCCGAUAUAGAAACUGCCUCGAAAAUCCUUGGCAAUCUUUUGAUUAAGAAAGACUUACUCGAUGACAGUGAUACAACAAUGGCUCUGAUCGAACAGCUGGCCUUUCUUCCUCUGGCAAUAACCCAGGCAGCAGCAUAUAUCAAUGAAAAUGAUAUUGGAUUUACGGAAUAUGUUAUGCUUCUGCAGGAACCGGAGCCAGAGGUGAUAGAGCUGCUGAGUGAAGGCUUUGGAGAUGGGGAGCAAUAUAAAUCCGCGAACCCCGUUGCUACUACCUGGUUAAUCUCGUUUCAACAAAUUCAGAGAUUGAGCCAGCUAGCAGCGGAUUAUCUAUCAUUUAUGGCGUGUAUAAGCCCCCGCGACAUCCCACAGUCAUUGCUUCCUUCGGCCAUAUCCAAGAAGAAGAAGGUUGAAGCAAUAGGCCUCCUUAAAGCGUUCUCAUUCAUUAAUGAGCAGGCCGAGGGACGCCUGAAUCUCCACCGACUCGUAUAUUAUGCAACUCGAAACUGGAUGAGAAAGAACCGACAGCUUGACUCAUAUAUUCGGAAAACCGCAGACCAACUCAAUCAUGUCUUUCCAACUGAAGACCAUACUAAUCGAAAGUUGUGGAGACAGUAUCUACCUCACGCUGUAGCAUUGAUUAGUCAACGUGAGUUCCUUGAGCAACAGAAAGUAUAUGCUACAUUUCUUGAGAAGGUUGGGAUGUGCCUGUAUCGGGAUGGCAGAUAUGGUGAAGCCGAAGACCCAGUGCUACGGGCAAUGGACAUCAACGUACAAAUCCUAGGGCGGGAACAUACUUCUACCCUUGAUAGUAUGGCCAGACUUGCGUGGAUACACAUGAAGCAGGGCCGAUGGAAAGACGCAGAACAACUACAAGUACACGUACUGGCGGCUAGUAAGAGAGUUUUAGGACCAAAGCAUCUUGAUACUCUGGCUAGUAUGAAUGACUUAGCAUGCACAUACCAUGAACAGGGUCGACAGGAAGAAUCAGAAAAUCUACAGAUACAGGCGCUGGCAGCCCUCAAGGAAACUCUAGGGCUAGAACAUGCAGUCACCCUAACAAGUAUGAACAAUCUAGCUUCUGUAUACCGGUACCAGAUGCGUUGGAAAGAAGCGGAAGACCUUGAGCUGCAAGUUAUAAAACUCCGUAAGCGGGUACUAGGUUCGGAUCAUCCAGACACAGUGACUGCCAUGAACAAUAUGGCACUUAUAUAUCAGGGGCAGGAAAGAUGGAAGGAGGCAGAAGCACUAGGGGCACAGGUAAUAGAGGCGCGAAGAAUGAUAAUUGGUGAAGAACAUCCUGACACUUUGGCAAGCAUGAUUGUUCUGGCGUUGGGGUACAGGGACCAGAAACGGUGGAAGGAAGCUGAGGAUCUGAUGUUGAAAGUGAUAAAGACCCAGAAGCAGGCGAUCGGACCAGAGCAUCUGGACACUCUGAACGUGUUGGAAUGGCUAGCAUCUACAUACUGGAGCCAGGGACGAUGGAGGGAUGCAGAGAAAAUAUAUUCCGAUCUGGUGGAAACACACAAGCGCGUGCUAGGGCCCAAACACCCCAAGACUGUGAGCAACAUGGCCUGGCUAGCGCACAUAUACUGGCACCAACAGCGGUGGAAGGAUGCAGAGGAGCUGGAGAUCCAUAUCCUAGAGACCCGCAAGUGUGUACUAGGGCCAGAGCAUCCAGACACAUUGGCCAUUAUGCACGAUCUAGCCCAUACCUUGAUGAAGUUUCAACAGAAGGUUGGGGAUGCUUUGGCUUUGAUGGAACAGUGUGUUUCGCUCCGAGAUAAGGUAUUAGGGCCUGAUCAUCCAGAUACGCUACGCUCCUCCCAUAAACUUAGUGAAUUCAAAAAAGCAGAUCACUUACCAGAUACAAACCAACAGAUGUCUGAUCAAGUGGAAAGUGAUCAAUCUAUGAGAGAAAUCUCCACAGCUCUGGUGAUCACUGCACCAGAUACCAAGCACAUUAACCGGGCCAAAAGUUUAGCGACCCCUAUAAGAUGGCCAUUCGAAAACCACCCUCUCCUCAUUGCUUCCAGAAAAAUUUCAUCUGUAUCCCAAGGUCACGACUUACGAGAGGUUGAUUAA